AUACUACACUACGUAGUAGUAAUCCUAGUGUCUGCCUCCUUACUGGAGCUUGUUGGACAUGGAUGAGGCCCAUGCGCGCAGGGCGGGGUCCCCACUACCUGAUCGGACACCACAGCGGGUCCGAGCAGCUGACAGCGCCUACUAGCAGUAGUGAGUUUUCAGCAAUUAAGCUUGAAUCUCUUUUGACAGGUCGACGGCACUUCGGCGUGGACCAAACCCGAGGAAGAACAGAGGGCGCUCGGCGACCAGGCAACCCCCGGAGAUGUCUCUUUCACAAGCGGGCCCUACAGCAGCUAAGCUGCGCAGCAUCCUCGUCAAGGUGACACCCGCGCCGACGACGCUCUCGGAACGGCGUGCAGUCCUCGGAGUGCUGAAGAAGUACGCCGACGUCGAGGUCUUCAAGAAGCUCCAUGACCCUUCCCACUUCGUUUCCAUCGUCGCCCAGCCGCAGAUGGCCCUCAACCUGGUCGCCAAGAGCCCACUCGAGUUCGAAUACGCUGCUCGACAGUCGGCCAGCACGCGCACUGCCGCCGCCGCCACGACGCCGGAGCCCAAGACGUUCCUCGUCAAGAUAGUCGAAAACCCCGCCUACAAGCACCGCACCCACAUCCGCGAGUCCCUCACCUACGGCCGCUGGCCCGAGCACGAGCAGCAGCGCAAGCAGCGGGACGCCGACGCGCAGUUAUUCGCCAUGGACUCGAUGCCGCGGGCCGCGCUCGGCGCCGUCUGUCCCCCGGGCAUCGCCUCGGCCGGUCUGGCAGACUGGGAGAGCGCGGGCCAGCUGGCGGAGGAUGAUGGGCUGGCGACGUGGCUGUCGGGCAAAGUCGACUUUGUGCAGGCGAGGCAGAUGAAGCGGGCCAGGAACGCGACGGCGUUUGAGAGUCUUGUCGAGGCGUAUGAGAGGCGGAGGAACGAGGGGAAGACGUCGCCUGCAGUGAGCGCCGCACGCGCUGCCGACGGUUCCUGACGACAAAAAAAAAAGCAAACAGAACGGACAGAGUGCGCCUCACCUUUCGGAGCACCGCGUUUCUUUUCUUCUCGGUCGCAUUAAGGAAGAGCGCGAGAUCUUAUCCUGCGGCCCGGAAUCGGCACAGCAGACCGGGCUCUCAAAGGGGGUCGCCCAUGCGUGUGGGAUAUUUCACCACGG
This is a messenger RNA of Thermothelomyces thermophilus ATCC 42464, 1147 nucleotides long. RefSeq lists its product as uncharacterized. The transcript is spliced from 2 exons. Bases 263 to 967 code for a protein of 234 amino acids. Lineage: Eukaryota; Fungi; Ascomycota; Sordariomycetes; Sordariales; Chaetomiaceae. The record is from RefSeq and is a predicted model, not a curated record.